Dromiciops gliroides (monito del monte) is the source of this 4511-nucleotide messenger RNA. Its product is annotated as zinc finger protein 420-like. Gene Ontology annotation, biological process: regulation of transcription by RNA polymerase II. Gene Ontology annotation, molecular function: DNA-binding transcription factor activity; RNA polymerase II cis-regulatory region sequence-specific DNA binding. Bases 371 to 3754 code for a protein of 1127 amino acids. The record is from RefSeq and is a predicted model, not a curated record. Lineage: Eukaryota; Metazoa; Chordata; Mammalia; Microbiotheria; Microbiotheriidae. The transcript is spliced from 6 exons.
CAGCGGCAGAAUAGGCAGAAGCCUCCGCUGACAACUGGGUCCUGUCUUCGAGAAGCCACGCAGUGCCUAGGGGGCGCGCGGCCCAAAGGCCCCUCAAGCUCAAGGUCCCGAGGCCUCCUGGGAAUGGUAGUUCACAGUCUCCGGGUGCGCAGGCGCAGUUCUCACAACUUCUGGCUGGGCGCCGGCGGGAGCAAGCGCGCAUGCGCCGUGCAGCACAGCUGUAGGGCCGUGGUAGCCACACCCAAGUGCUGUGAGGAGAAUUCCCCCUCCUCUGGAUCUCUGCAGUGACUCAUCCGUCUUUCCUCCUCGGCUCUGCUUUCCUGCACUUCCCCAAGAUAAGUACCAAGAGGUGGGGCAAGGGCAGGAAGAAAUGCCUCUUGAGCUCUGGACAUCUGCUUACCAGGAAUCAGUGAGCUUCAAGGAUGUGUCUGUGGACUUCACCCCAGAGGAGUGGAGCCGCCUGGACCCUGCCCAGAGGGCCCUGUACAGGGAGGUGAUGCUGGAGACCUUGAAGAACCUCAUCUCCCUGGGGCUCCCAGUGAAGCCGGAUGUGAUCUCCCGGUUGGAGAGAGGAGAAGCUCCCUGGAUGCUGGAGGGGGCGGUCCCAGGAGAGCCUGGCCCAGGUUCAUUUCAUGAGGAAAGAUGUGAAACCAAAGACUCUGCUCCAAAACAGGACAUUCUCAUGAGAACAUCCGCAAAGGAGAAGCUGCGAAAGCAAGGAACUUAUACCACAGAGAAAUCCAAUAAAUGGAAUGAAUAUGAGAAAGCCUUUAGCCAGAAUGCCCUCUUUAUGUAUCAUGAGAGAAUUCUUCCAGGUGAAAAAUCCUGUAAAAUUAAAGAAUGUGGGAAAGCUUUUUGUCAUUUGAGAAGCCCUACUGACUGUAAGAGAAUCUAUGCUCAAAAGAAACUCCAUCCUUCUAAUGAAUGUGAGAAAUUUUUUACUCUACAUCAGAGAGUUAGCUUUGCAAAGGAGUCCUUUUAUUGUAAUGAAUGUGGUAAAGCCUUUAGAUGGAGGUGUAAGCUCACUGCACAUCAGAGAAUUCACACCGGAGAGAAACCCUUUGAAUGUAAUGAAUGUGGAAGAGCUUUCCGUGACAAAUCUUACCUUAUACUACAUCAGAGAAUCCAUACUGGAGAGAAACCCUUUGAGUGUAGCGAAUGUGCAAAAACUUUCAGCCUGAAAUCAUCCCUUAUUUUACAUCAGAAAAUUCACACUGGAAAGAAGCUCUUUGAAUGUAAUGAAUGCAGAAAAGCCUUCCAUUACAAAUCUUGCCUUACUCUCCAUCAGAGAAUUCAUACCAGAGAGAAACCCUUUGAGUGUAAUGAAUGUGGGAAAGCCUUCAUGUGGAAGAGCCAACUUAAUAAACACAAGAAAAUUCACAUUGGUGAGAAACCCUUUGAAUCUGAUAAUUCUGUAAAAGCUUUCAGCCUGACGAGAAUCCUUGCUGAACAUGAGAGAAUUCAUGUGGAAGAGAAACGAUUUGAAUGUAAUGAAUGUGACAAAUCCUUUAGGUGGAGGUGUAAACUUACUGCACAUCAGAGAAUUCAUACUGGAGAGAAACCCUUUGAAUGUAAUGAAUGUAGGAAAGCCUUCCGUGAGAAAUCUUGCCUUACUCUACACCAGAGAAUUCAUACUGGAGAGCAACCUUUUGAAUGUGAUGAAUGUGGAAAAAACUUUAGCCAGAGAUCAUCACUUAUUUCACAUCAGAGAAUUCAUACUGGAGAAAAACCCUUUGAGUGUAAUGAAUGUGGAAAAGCCUUUAUGUGGAAGAGUCAGUUUAAUAAACACAAGAAGAUUCCAAGUGGAAAGAAGUCUUUUGAAUGUAAUGUGUGCAGGAAAGUCUUCCAUGAUAAAUCUUACUUUAUAAUACAUCAGAGAAUUCAUACUGGAGAAAAGCCCUUUGAGUGUACCGAAUGUGGGAAAAACUUUAGCCAAAGGUCUUCACUCAUUUCACAUCAGAGAAAUCAUAUUACAAAGAAACCCUUUGAAUGUAAUGACUGUAGGAAAGCCUUUCGUGACAAGUCUCACCUUACUGUACAUCAGAGAAUUCAUACUGGAGAAAAACCCUUUGAGUGUAAUGAAUGUGGGAAAACUUUUAGCCAAAGGUCAUCACUUAGUUCACACCAGAGAAUUCACACUGGAGAGAAGCCCUUUGAGUGUAAUGAUUGUGGGAAAGCCUUUCGGGAUAAAUCUCAUCUUACUGUACACCAGAGAAUUCAUACUGGAGAGAAACCCUUUGAGUGUAAGGAAUGCGGGAAAAAUUUCAGCUUGAGGUCAUCACUUAGUUCACACCAGAGAAUUCACACUGGAAAGAAACCUUUUGAAUGCAAUGAAUGCAUGAAAGCCUUCCGAGACAAAUUUCACCUAAUUGAACAUCAGAGAAUUCAUACAGGAGAGAAACCCUUUCAAUGUGUUGAAUGUGGCAAAACCUUCCACAACAAAUACCAGCUUUCUGUACAUCAGAGCACUCAUACUGGACAGAAACCUUUUGUAUGUCUUGAAUGUAGGAAAACCUUUAUGUCAAAGAGUCAACUUAAUAAACAUGAGAGAAUUCACACUGGUGAAAAACCCUUUGAAUGUGACAAUUGUAGGAAAGCCUUCACCCGAAAGGACCACCUUACUGAACAUCAGAGGAUUCAUACUGGAGAGAAACCCUUUGAGUGUACUGAAUGUGGGAAAAACUUCAGCCAAAGGAAAUCACUUACUUUCCAUCAGAAAAUUCAUUCUGGAGAAAAACCCUUUGAGUGUCCUGAAUGUGGGAAAAAUUUCAAUUAUAAGAAGUCAUUUCUUUUCCAUCAGAGAACUCACACUGGAGAAAAACCCUUUCGGUGUAAUGAUUGUGAAAAAGCCUUCCACAACAAAUCUCAGCUUACUGUACAUAAGAGAAUUCAUACUGGGGACAAAUCCUUAGAGUGUAAUGAAUGUAGAAAAUCCUUCUAUAACAAAUCUCAGCUUGUUGUUCAUCAAAGAAUUCAUACUGGAGAGAAACCCUUUGAGUGUCAUGAAUGUGGGAAAGCAUUCUACAAUAAAUCUCAGCUUACUGUACAUCAGAGAAUUCACACUGGAGAGAAACCCUUUAAGUGUAAUGAAUGUGAAAAGGCCUUCCAUCACAAAUCUCAGCUUAAUGUGCAUCAAAGAACUCAUACUGGAGAGAAACCCUUUGAGUGUGAUGAAUGUGGUAAAGCUUUCCACAACAGAUCUCAGCUUAUUAUACACCAGAGAAUCCACACUGGAGAGAAACCAUAUGAGUGUAAUGAAUGUGGGAAAAGCUUUAGCCAUAGAAAAUCAUUUGUUUUCCAUUUGAGAAUUCAUACUGGAGAGAAACCUUAUGAAUGUAAUGAAUGUGGGAAAGCUUUUUACAGCAAGUCUCACCUUACUGUACAUCAGAGAAUUCAUACUGGAGAGAAACCCUAUGAGUGUAAUGAAUGUGGGAAAAAAUUUAGUCUGCGGUCAUCACUCAUUAAGCACCAGAGGAUUCACACUGGAGAAAAACCUUUUGAGUGUAAUGAAUGUGGGAAAAACUUCAGCCGGAGGUCAUCACUUAUUUCACACCAGAGGAUUCAUACUGGAGAAAAACCCUUUGAGUGUAAUGAAUGUGGAAAAAACUUCAACCAGAGGUCAUCAAUGGUUUUACAUCAGAGAACUCAUACUGGAGAGAAACCCUUUGAGUGCAAUGAAUGUGGGAAAAAUUUCACCCGGAGGUCAUUACUUAGCAAACACAAAAGCAUUCAUACAGAAGAGGAACCUAGUUAAUAUGAUAAAUGUAGGAAAGCUUUGCCAUGCAGAAUUAAUAAAUAAAAAUUCACGCCGGAGGGUAAGCUUGAAACAAUUGAAAUAUAUAGUUUGUGCUUGACUUGUUAUCAGAGACCUCAUAUUUGAGAGUAACUACAUAGAAGCAAUGAAUGCAAAAAAGCCUUCAGCCAAAAAGGACACUUUACUGAACACCAGAGAAUGUGCAGUGAGAAAUUCCAUAAAGUGUAAUAAAAUGCAAGAAAGUCUUUGGCAUUAAUGGAGCACUUAGGAAGGCACAGAAAAUUAAGGCAAAAGAAAGUUAUGAAUACUAUAACCAUGAAAAGAUCUUCAUUGUAUAUAUUUCAUCCCUUAUUUAAUAUCAUAGACUUCAUGCUGGAGAUGAACUGCAGCAAUGUAAUAAUGACAAGAGUAUCAUAACAGCUUGCUGUUUGUUUAAUGCUGGAGAGUCAAGAUUGCUGACUUGAUUACCAGCCACACUAUUUCAUGGUGUUUUGAGAGGGGCAAAUAACAAUUUCCUUUGUUUCUCCUGAGCUCCAUGCAGUUCACAUUGGUUGCCAUUAGGUGGCAAUAAGAGUUGUACUGAUCAGUGCAUCAAAUUAUGGUAGUGUGUCAGAUCUCAAUUAGACUAUCGUCUAAAAAACAUCCCUUCUAUUUUUAACUCCCACUGAUAAGUUGCAGGCAUUCGGAUGCAUAAGAAACCUCAGCCCAAAAGGUGUGUAUUUUGUUUUUAAAACAGUCACAAGAAACAUCCAAGAAA